CUUAACUUUAUUGUAAUUUUAAAUAUUUGGGAUAAUAAAACGACCUUCACAUUGCCUGUAAACAACCGAAGGUCUGAAAGAGAAUAUGGCAUCUUCUGCAUUACUACUGCGUUUGGGAAGAGGUGGACCAGUUUUGUUCAGAUCAAAUGUAGCACGCACUGGGGUGACUUGCCUCAUGAGGCAGCAGGUCCCUGCAAACACAUUCAUUCUAACACCAGCCUCAUCUGCAGCCCUGGAUUAUUUUAAAGCCAGACGUGGACCUUUCACCCCUGGUGAGAAGCAAGGUAAACACAUGAUAUUUUCCUCCACACACUGGAAGAUUGAGAGAAUUCUGGCCGUGAGCAUGAUUGGGAUAAUGCCAGGUGCAUUCUUCUUUCAAGGGCCUGCAAUGGACUUCAUAUUCACCACAUCUGUGUUUAUGCACGCAUUCUGGGCUUUUGAUCACGUGUUGUCGGACUACGUCCAGAAGUUUUUCCCACCCAUCCAUAUGAUCUGGUACCUGAUAUCUAUGGUGGCUUUCGCUGGACUCAUGAAUUUCAACUUUAACGAUGUUGGGGUUAUCAAGGCUAUUGCCAUGCUCUGGAAGUUGUAAAAAGUGAAUAUGUGAACUCUGAAGAUUGACAGUAGAGCAAUCCACUUACCCUCUUGACCACUCAUAUACGCACUUUAAAGCGUUUGUAGUCCCUUAGAAAAUCAAUUAAAGUUAAAAACCUUUCUUACUAAUUUUGAGUUGUAAAAGUUUCAUUUUCAACCCAAUGCUUUGGUACUGAUAAGCAGCAAACAUCAUGAAAUCUGUACAUACUGCGAGUUACUCGCAAGCUGUUCUGGUUUUAUUUUGGUUGCUUAUAGCUAUUUUCGCGUUGCUUCUUAGCAGUAAAGAGUUAAAUAUAUUAAAAUAAAGUGCUAAUUUGCUUUCAAAGCAUAUGAAAGUAAAGCGGGUAAGGGUUAAAUAUGUUAGAGCAUAAAGUGCUAAUUUGCUUUCAAAGCAUAUGAAAGUAAAGUUUUCUUAUGUGCUAUAAUAAAAACUCAAACUAUU
This is a messenger RNA of Dreissena polymorpha, 1036 nucleotides long. RefSeq names its product succinate dehydrogenase [ubiquinone] cytochrome b small subunit, mitochondrial-like. Gene Ontology annotation, biological process: tricarboxylic acid cycle; mitochondrial electron transport, succinate to ubiquinone. The record is from RefSeq and is a predicted model, not a curated record. The transcript is spliced from 4 exons. The coding region runs from base 86 to 592 and encodes 168 amino acids. Gene Ontology annotation, cellular component: membrane; mitochondrial envelope. Lineage: Eukaryota; Metazoa; Mollusca; Bivalvia; Myida; Dreissenidae. Gene Ontology annotation, molecular function: ubiquinone binding; heme binding.